This is a messenger RNA of Stegastes partitus (bicolor damselfish), 1034 nucleotides long. It is a transcript of the gene coq7, whose product is annotated as coenzyme Q7 homolog, ubiquinone (yeast). NCBI's taxonomy places the organism in Eukaryota, Metazoa, Chordata, Actinopteri, Pomacentridae. Bases 99 to 767 code for a protein of 222 amino acids. Gene Ontology annotation, cellular component: nucleus; mitochondrial inner membrane. Gene Ontology annotation, biological process: determination of adult lifespan; regulation of gene expression; regulation of reactive oxygen species metabolic process. The transcript is spliced from 6 exons. The record is from RefSeq and is a predicted model, not a curated record. Gene Ontology annotation, molecular function: 3-demethoxyubiquinol 3-hydroxylase activity.
UAAAUGUGCGCCACGUCCACCUCCUGACGUUCAAUGUCAGCUGGCAAAGAUUUUGCUGCCUUUCUUUGAUAACACGGGUAGUUAGUGGACUAACGUCCAUGCACAGAACCGCAUACACAGCUUUUUACGACUGGUCUCACAUUAUCAGUCCAGCGAUGAUUCGUCAGUGUCUAAAAUGCAGAGCGGUUCCCCUCCAGCAGAGCACCCGUGCUUACAGUGUCUUUCCAACCCCACUUGACAGCGAGGAGAAGGAGAUGCUGCACCGAAUUGUGCGUGUGGACCAUGCAGGUGAAUACGGUGCCAACCGCAUCUACGCCGGCCAGAUGGCAGUGUUGGGUCGAUCUAAGACUGGACCUCUCAUUCAGGAAAUGUGGGAUCAAGAAAAGAAACACCUCCAGAAAUUCAACGAAAUCCUGGCUGAGAACAGAGUUCGGCCCACAGCACUGUUACCCCUCUGGAACAUUGCGGGGUUUGUAUUAGGGGCAUCCACUGCACUGCUGGGUAAAGAGGGGGCCAUGGCCUGCACUGUGGCGGUGGAGGAGAGUAUCUCGGAGCAUUACAACAGCCAGAUAAGAGCUCUGAUGGAAAAGGAUCCAGAGAGAUACACUGAACUGUUACAAGUGAUAAAGGAAUUUAGAGAUGAUGAGCUGGAGCAUCACGAUACAGGAUUGGAGCACGACGCUGAAAUGGUACCUGGAUACUGGCUAAUGAAAAAUGCAAUACAGCUUGGUUGCAAAGCUGCAAUAUAUGUUUCCCAACGUGUCUAAAUCUGAACUUAAAACAAAUUGUUUUGAUAUUUUGAGUUUUUCCGUUUUUUGGGAACAAGUUAAUUUGAGUCUAUGUUCAAAUUCUGUUCCUUUGUAAGUGAAACAACUUUUUGAUGCAACGUGUUGUACUUUUGUCAGAUUAAAAAUGUUGAGCUCAAACAUUGACUUAAUUAUGAUUGCUUUGUAAAGUAUAUAGUACAUGCACCCUGCCUGGAUACGAUGGUGGAGGUGACUCUUGCUGAAAUAAAUGUAUUUGUAAAUGUAAAA